AUGGAUCAAAGUACUAUAAUUACAUCGGCCGAGGAACAAUUAAAGAACUAUGGUAUCUUUUUGGAGGAACAUGAUAAGAAGCUGAAAACCCUUAUCAAGAAGAACAAACAUAGUGUCAAAGAAAAACCACUGCUAAAGCAAUCAGUGGUUCAAAUUAAUUAUGCUGCAAAUAAUGAAGAAUUGUCAUUGGUGAAAUUAUUAGAAUCCGAGAGGGUACUAAACAAAAUCCUUUUGACCGUUGGUCAUUUAUGUUCCGAAAUCGAUUAUAUCAAUAAUGAAGCAAAGGCAAUGCAAAUGAAACUUCUCUAUAAGGAUGAAGAACUAUUGUUGACAAUUCAAAAUGCCGCCAAUGCCUCGGGCGAGGAUAACAAUAUUGAUAUGUCCAAGCAAAAUAAUAGUUUAACGCAUAGUAAUGUUCUCCUGCAAAUGAGUGAAUCUAUGGAGUUCUUGUGUAAAAUUAAUUUCCUACUGCAACGUUGCAUUGUAUUGGGCAAUAAUCUAUUGCAUCAAUGCGGUGCCAUUUUGGAUAGUGAAAAUAAAGUUAGCACUGUGAAUAUCAAAUUAACGCACAUUUGUGAAUAUUUGUCUUCACUGUUUCAUACCAUUCUCAUAUUCGAUGAGAUUUUGUUACGUUCAAGUUUUACCCGCUAUUGGCCAGUAUAUAAGAAGACAGUGGACACAUUAUCAAAUAGCCAAACCCAAUGGGAAAAUUGUACCAGUGCUGAACUGAGUGGCCUACAGACCUGUUUACAUGAACUGGAAUUUAUAUUCAGUGGCAAUAUAUUUCGGCACUUCCUUGACACAACAUUCAGUUUAAAGGAGAAAAUCGGUUCCCGUGGUAUGGGACAAUUAACCAAACAAUUUAAUGAAUAUUUAAAACAACAAUUAAAUGAAAUCGAUAAAACAAAUCCAAGUGAAUUAAAUACCUUUACCGAUACUCAUUCCAUUAUACGGAUAAAUGCCUUUUGUGUUGUGUUUCAUGACUUUUGUGGCCAAGUUGAUGGAAAAUGUAUAAAACAUUUAUUUGAAGUGAAUACCAAAUAUCCUGCAAUUAUGUUAAUUGGUAAUAUCGCAUGGUCAUCAACAGCUUUCCUAACGAGAAAUGCCUAUUCAUUGAUAAAGACACAUGGAAAAAACCUAAUUGAUUUAAAGAAACAACAGCAACUGUUUUUACAAUUACAUGCACCCACAAAGUUAAGUAAAGAUUGCCGCAUAUAUUGUGGUGAUAUCACGCUGUGGACAUUGAAAAUAAAUAAAGCCUUAAGUUUGGGACCAUUCGAAUUGCGUAUCGAACAAUUCAAAGAAUUGGCACAAAUGUUAAUGGAAGGUGUACGCAUGGCGGGACAUUUAAGUUAUAUGAUCAAAGGCAUUGUCAGUUGUCAUGAACACCUCCAAAUACCCAUGACCAAACAAUCAUUGAUGGUCGUCUGUAAACUAUUGGAAAUGUUAAAAAUGAUACAGCUGACAUUUAACAACCACACCACAAAUAUAAGUAAAAUUAUCCAUUGUAUUUCACAAUAUUUUCAAUAUAAAUUAUUACAUUUGUUGAAUGCAUGGAAAAAGAAAUUGCUGUCGUCGAAAUUAAAGGAAAAGGGUGUUGAUGCUUUGUCCGGUAUAAAAAUAGCUGAACGCUGCUUACUUGGUCCACCGAGUAAAAUUCGUAUAUUAGUUGCAAAAUUGGCAUUCGAUGUAGCCUGUAAUGGUAGCGGUAGUAAAUUUUUAAAUCACGAACAAUUUGAACGUUUUCGCCUGCUGAUACAACGUAUCGAAAUGAUUGGAGAUUUUCAACAACACAUCAAAGAUAUUUGUGAUACAUCAUUUUUGUAUUGGCAUCAGUCGAUAUUGAGAGCAUAUCUGAAACAGGUGGUGGAUAAAAGACUGGAUUUUCAUUCAUUUCAGUACCUUGUUCAAGCUUCCACCGAAUGCAAUGAUCGCCUGAAUCUGCUACAAUUCCAUAAUUCCCAGCUAUCACAGGAAUUACAAAAAUCCCAUUUCGAAAGUUUACGCUCCGAAAUCAUUAGCAAACUUUGUGCUCAAAUCGAAAUAUUUUUACGUUUAGAAGUACAUGCCAACUUGCAGGUGGAAAAAAUGAAUCCUUUUGAUCAGGGCAUUAAUGAUUACAAAGAAUUGAUAAAUAUUUGUCCCGUCGAAGUUAAUGGCAACUAUUUAAUAUUGAAAGAUCACAUUGAAAACUAUUUAAGUGCAAUGUUUUAUAAUCUUACCACCAUCUCACUGCAUGAUUGGAAAACCUAUGAACAAAUGAGACAUUUGGCCAAUAAUCGUCUACUCUUAAAUCCCGUAGAAGAUUAUUUACCCAAUCAGACACUGGAACAGGGUAUUGAUAUUUUGGAAAUUAUGCGUAAAAUUCAUGUUUUCGUCAGUGUCUAUGUCUACAAUAUGAAUUCACAAAUCUUCGUGGAACAACAUAGUAAUAAUAAACAUUUGGAUACAAUUGGUAUACGACAUGUGGCCAAUUCGUUACGUACCCACGGUACUGGUGUCAUAAAUACCACGGUUAAUUUUACAUAUCAAUUUUUAAGACAGAAAUUUUAUACAUUUUCACAAUUUCUUUACGAUGAACAAAUCAAAUCUAGGCUGAUGAAGGAGUUGCGAGCAUUUGCCGAAUGCAAACAACAGGAUAAAUAUCCUUUGUAUUCAUACGAAAGAGCAGAUGCUUUCAAUAAGGAUAUAAGGAAGUUGGGUUUGGCCAAGGAUGGUCAGACAUAUAUGGAUUUGUUUCGUAAAGUUAUAACGCAUGUUGGCAAUGCCAUGGGUUACAUACGUUUGAUACGUUCCGGUAGCAUACAUGCCAACUAUAGUGCCAGUUUAUAUUUACCCAAAUUUGAUGAAAAUCUACAAUUUGUUGAGAAAUGUAAGGGUCAACAGUUAAGUGAGGUUCUACAUAAUGCUGCUGAAAAUCUUGAAACAAAUAUUCAAAAUUUGGCCAAUAGCUUUGCUGAUAGCACGGAUUAUUUUAAGUUACUCGUUGACGCCUUCCAACCAUUUUUCCGUAAUCCACACAACUUACAUUUGCGCAACUUCUUCCUUAUUGUACCACCACUGAUAAUGAAUUAUGUUGAAUAUAUGCUAGCUGUAAAAUCAAAAAUAAACAAAAAAGAUCGUGAAGAAGCUGUCCUGUUCGAUGAUGGUUUUGCUGUUGGUUUGGCAUACAUUUUAAAAUUGCUCAAUCAGGUGGGUGAUUUCAAUUCACUGCAAUGGUUUACCACAGUGCGUGAACGUUUCGAGGCCGAACGUAGAAAAAUUAAAGAAAUGCUCUUGGAAAUUAAUCAAAAAACAAAUGUCACCGCAUCGAAGUCCAAUACAAAUGCAGCAGCUCUACAAAAGAAUGAAAAUGAGAAAUUACAACAGACUUUAGUAUUAACAGAGAGACGUAUUAAUGCUCAUCAAAUGGAAUAUAAUUUAUUAUAUUAUAAUCUGUGUAGUGCUAAGAUAUUUUUUCAAUAGAUUUAUAUAUUA
Musca vetustissima is the source of this 3477-nucleotide messenger RNA. RefSeq names its product WASH complex subunit 4-like. The coding region runs from base 1 to 3465 and encodes 1154 amino acids. NCBI's taxonomy places the organism in Eukaryota, Metazoa, Arthropoda, Insecta, Diptera, Muscidae. Gene Ontology annotation, cellular component: WASH complex; endosome. Gene Ontology annotation, biological process: endosome organization; endosomal transport. The record is from RefSeq and is a predicted model, not a curated record. The transcript has 7 exons.